UUGACGGUGAUGAGAAGUUGCGGCAGUGGGAAAUGGACGGAAUGAAACCGGGUUUUAAUCACCGCGCAUCUGGCUCUCCGAGUGCGCGCAGUUUACGUCUGACAUGAGUUCGGACUGCGAGAGUUACUACACCGAAGAAAACGUGCUCGUGGAGAACUUCACUUGUCCGAAAGCGGACGGUGACACCACGGCACUCUACUGCUGCGGGUUCAGUGACUUGAAGUACUGCUGCGCUGACCCCAACAGCUUUUUCCCUUACGAAUAUGGAUACAUGUGGUGGCUGAGUCUCGGAGCCCUCAUGGGUCUCUCAAUAGCAGCUGUGGUUCUUCUCGCCUUCAUCAUCACUCUGUGUGUCCUCUGCUAUCUGUUCAUCACCACCAAACCCAGAGGUCUGGACAAUGGACUGCCGCUGCGAGCACCAGGUUCUACAUCUAGCCCACAAGCACCAGGGCCCAGUAACAGCAGUGUCCCACCUGGUCCCCAAGGCCUCAGGAAACAUUUCCUGAGAGGCAGGCUGGACUGUGACAACCAACCCCCGGACCCUGACCGCCUUUUCCAACGUUGUUUCUUGGCUACGGUUACGUCUGUCAAAGUGGAGGGUCCUGCUUAGCCAGAGUUAUUUCUUGGUGUUUCUUGGCCGCCUACCUGACACCACUCCACUAUAGUUUUCUGCAUUAUAACAAUCCAGGCUGAGCUGAAGUUUGAUCUCCACAUAGUUACAUUUUGUCAUGUUUGAUUCAACAGAACACAAAUGCAAACAUUUCUGUUUGAGCCCUGAGACAAAUUUUUCCUGCUUUAGAAAAAGAACAAACUGAAAAGGUUUCAGCUGAUUAAAAAUGUAGCCAAAGAUGCAAAUGUGAUUUUGAUGGCGCAACCUUUUGCAUGUAUUACUUUUAGUUUGAAGAGUCACAACUAUUAUUUGUUGCACUG
Messenger RNA from Pundamilia nyererei, 930 nucleotides. Its product is annotated as membrane protein FAM159A. The record is from RefSeq and is a predicted model, not a curated record. The transcript is spliced from 3 exons. NCBI's taxonomy places the organism in Eukaryota, Metazoa, Chordata, Actinopteri, Cichliformes, Cichlidae. The coding region runs from base 104 to 610 and encodes 168 amino acids.